UUCUACUACAAUCUGACUAUUUAUCAGUAAAAAUAAACGGAAGGUUAUUGAUUAGUUUAUUGAUCUUAACAAAACGGUCUGCUACUACUUUAUUCAAUGUUUUUCACCGGACAUUAUCAUUAGUUGUUGAUAGUCAAUUACCUUAUCGAGCACGCUUGGGAUGAAAAUAGCGGUUAGUUCGAAUACGAUGCCAAGAUGGGAAAGUCUAUUGUGUUCAAUACGUUGUUGAUUUCAUUCAGUGCAUUGUUGAUGUUAUUCCAGAACACCGGAGUGUCAGCUAUAGGAUGUGGUCUGCCGAUUCGAUCAGCUGAUGAGGUGCAUAUGCCAGUACUUGUUGACAAUUCAACAUCGCAAUUCAAGCUUAUCAUCCCAGAUAAAGGGUAUGUUGGCCUCAACAAGGGUGAGAAGAUCAUACUUCUCUGUCCCAGUUAUAGGAACACCUUGGUUAUAACCAAUUCGAACUCAUCUGUAAUCACCUGUGUCAAGGAUGAGACGAUCAAAAUAUCGAAGAAGAAUGAGGAUUUCGAACAGGUACUUUGCUCUAAAAAUGUAAGAGGAGCAACAGUCAGCACUAAGGUGAAAUGUGGAAAUGGUCAAGGACGUAUUAUAGAGAUAGGAUUUCCGGUUGAAAGAGGGCAAUUCUUGACCCUGAUAAAGACUUGUUACGAUAGUGAAAAUGGAAAUGCGCUUUAUUCUUCACAUAUAUUGAUUGGGAAUCAGUUGGACUAUGCUUCCAAAUCGAACUACAGACCCCCCUUCAGCACAGAAGGACUUGGCCCAGGAGUAUCAGCAGAUGUAGCAUACAAACAGGCCUACGAAAAAGCAACCUUCAAUAAAUUACUUGGCUCAGCCAAGCUAGCAGAUCAGUAUAUAAACAAAGAUUCCUACUUGGCCAGGGGUCACUUGGCUCCAGAUGCAGAUUUUCUGUUCGCUUCAUGGCAAAUUGCAACUUUCUUCUACAUCAAUACUGUGCCUCAGUGGCAAGCCAUCAAUAAUGGUAACUGGAAGAGAGUGGAAAACUUGGUUAGGAACACUGGUAUAUUCUACGGUGAAGAUCUACAGGUUCAUACAGGAAGUUACCAAGUUCUUCAGCUUCCAGAUAUCAAUGAUAACCCAACCAACAUUUCCCUGGUUUCCAAUUCAAAACUCUCUGCGCCCAAAUUCAUGUGGAAAAUCGUCUAUUCAGAAAAUUCUCGAAAGGCCAUAUCCUUUGUGGUUUUGAACAAUCCUUUCGCCAAAAGACUAGAAACGGAUGAUCAAAUAUGCACAGACAUUUGCCAAAAUUACGGUUGGGAUAGAAAACCCUGGAAGGAUGGUAGUAAAGGAUUCAUAUAUUGUUGCGAUGCUAGAGAACUACUCAAAGUCAUUGGAACAGGACCUAAAAUCAACAUCCGUGGUAUUAUGAAUGGCCCGAAUAUGUCAAAUAGAUUUUAUUAUGAUGAGCUGAAUGAUUUCUAUUGAUGUCAUAAAACGUGAAGAUUUGAUUUUUGUAUCUUGAAUACAAAUUGAUUAAUGAAUGAGAUGUGACUGUUCAACAUUGACUGACUAGACUCAUAGAUCCCAAAGUAUUAUUGCGUAUAAUUUCUCCUUCUUAAUUGUAUGUAACUUUUCUGUUUGAACUAUUGCCUGCCAUUGUUCAGUUUUCAUUAACGAACUCGUAUUGUAGUUUCAUUUCUUCAAUUACAAAAUUCAAACUU
This is a messenger RNA of Harmonia axyridis, 1697 nucleotides long. RefSeq lists its product as uncharacterized. The transcript has 5 exons. Gene Ontology annotation, molecular function: RNA endonuclease activity; single-stranded DNA endonuclease activity; metal ion binding. The coding region runs from base 196 to 1461 and encodes 421 amino acids. Gene Ontology annotation, cellular component: mitochondrial inner membrane; nucleus. The record is from RefSeq and is a predicted model, not a curated record. Lineage: Eukaryota; Metazoa; Arthropoda; Insecta; Coleoptera; Coccinellidae. Gene Ontology annotation, biological process: apoptotic DNA fragmentation.